AUGCAUUUGCCCCAAGGAGCAUUAAGCUUUCUGUUCAUCACUUGCAUGAUGUUCGCACUGGCAGGCGGUCAUCCAUCAAGCGACAAGCUGAAGAUCCGAAUACACGUGCCGGUGAAGCACCACACACAUGUGCACACGAAGACGGUCAUUAAGAAGGUUCCGCUGCCCAUUCCGGUGCCGGUCAAGGAGCACCACCACGAGCCGAAGAAGCACCACAGCAGCCGCAGCCACCACCAUCACCAUCACCACGAGGACGACCAGGACGACGAUUUCGAGGGCUACGAGUACCCCAUCAAGGCCAAGCGGCGCACGCGGCAUCCCUUUGUCUGAGCCCGGGCACAGGCCACCCAACCACCCACUCAGCGGGGAAAAUGAAAUCAAAUGAAAUACAAUUUACGCAGAUUAAGAUGAAAAUAAACCAAAAUACGAGCCAGCUUGGGUAGGCUGGAAAGCAAGAAAAGUCCGAGAAAAACAACACAGAGCAAGAAAUACGCAAUCCUGGGUCUGAUUUGUCACUGUUUUUAGUGCGUAAGAGUACAACGUAAAAUAAAAAGAGAACCCUUAGAUCUAAGUAA
Molecule: messenger RNA, 575 nt
Organism: Drosophila mauritiana
Lineage: Eukaryota; Metazoa; Arthropoda; Insecta; Diptera; Drosophilidae
Exons: 3
Coding region: 1-330 (109 amino acids)
Source: RefSeq, a predicted model, not a curated record